AUGAGUGGAUUAACUUGGUAUCAUAUUCUACUACGAGUCUCCAAUAGUUUCAUUAUAAUUAUCAGGGGAAUCCAGGACGUUAGUCUUUUUAGAAAUGCAGUCCUAAAUAGUAACGAUAGGAAGACUCAUACCAUCACAUUUUUAAAUUUAAACUCACUAGACCAUACUGUAAUGUUUGAUUUCUAU
This is a messenger RNA of Schistosoma rodhaini, 186 nucleotides long. NCBI's taxonomy places the organism in Eukaryota, Metazoa, Platyhelminthes, Trematoda, Strigeidida, Schistosomatidae. The record is from the annotation of a GenBank genome assembly.